Messenger RNA from Saprolegnia parasitica CBS 223.65, 2490 nucleotides. RefSeq lists its product as hypothetical. NCBI's taxonomy places the organism in Eukaryota, Oomycota, Saprolegniomycetes, Saprolegniales, Saprolegniaceae. Gene Ontology annotation, molecular function: protein binding. The record is from RefSeq and is a predicted model, not a curated record. The transcript has 8 exons. The coding region runs from base 1 to 2490 and encodes 829 amino acids.
AUGAUGCUCUUUGGCGGCCGCCUCUCGGGUGUCAAGCCGCCACGCGAGCCGACGCCUGAGGUGCCAUCAUCAGUGGCCAUUGCACCACCGCUUCCAACGCCGCAUACGGACCUCAUUGCGCGGCUCACCGACCAUGAGCUACGUCUCCUGGACGAGCUCGACCGCACGCGCCUCAAGCUCGAGACCGAGAUGAAGCUCAAGGACAAAGACAGGCGGCGCAAGCCUUCGACCAACCAGCACGAGCUGCCCGUGAAGGACCACUUGAACAUGCUUCCGAUUUUGACCAAUACGGGUGACACGCCGUUCGAGGUCGGGCUCCACAAAGGCGCGCACGUCCUCCCGGUGUUUCGGCUACCGCCCGUGCAUCGCGCCAUGACGCCAAGCGCCUUACCGUGCGUAGCUGCAGCCAGUGACGGCGCUGACGACGGCGAUGUGCCGUCGCACGUGCUUGCAGACGACGAGCGCGCGGCGGCGAUGGAGGCUCUGGGCUUGACAUCCGAAGAGUUUGAUGCGCUCGAGCAAACCGCGUCCUUGUCCUCGUCCGCGUCACCGAGCUCCGUCGUAUCCAAGAUGACGAUGACGCGACGCCAACGAGCCAAGUUGCCGCUGCUGCACAAGCACAAGCGCCGUGGCCGUGAGACGCGCGAGACGCUACAGAGCGAGCUCACGGCGGCUCUGCGACGCGUGCAGACGUUCACAACACUCGUCAAGCAGGACCUCGUGCACGCCCAGCAGAUCUGCCCCGUCCAGAGCAUCCGCGGCGAGCUCUUUGUGAAAAAGUGGGGGCUCGCCAAGAUCAACGCCAUCUGCACGCAGCUGCUUAACGCCAGGAUGCAAGCCGCGUUCGUCCGGUGGGUGACCGUGUCGGCGUUUCUCAAGCAGCAGCAAGCCCGCGCGGUGCUUCUCCACUUUAAAGGCUCGCGCCGCCUCGACCUCUUCUUCGCCAACUGGACGCGGCGCCGCGUCGCGAAUGCGUGGGCGACAUGGGUCGGCGUCCUCGACGCCGAAGACGCGCAGCUCCAAGCCGAGCGUGAAGCCGACGCCGUCCUCGUUUUGCAACGGGCGUGGCGCAACUACCACAGCCGGUUUCUAUACAACGCGUUCCGCACCGAGCGAGAGCGCCGGAGACGGCACCACGCAGCGUGCAAGAUCCAGGCGUUUGCCCGCGGCGCAUAUGCGCGCGCCAACGCCAAGCAGCUCGUACGCACCAUGCGCGAGAACAUGGCCGCGACGACGCUCCAAGCCCACGCGCGGGGCUUUCUACUGCGCAAAUCGCUGCACGCGGCGCACGCGGCGCGGCACCGACGGCGUGUCGCCGCCGCGCGCAUCCUGCAGCGACGCUACCGCGGGCGAUUGCACAAGGUCAAGUACAUUCGCGCCAUGAUCGAGCGCGAGCAGCGGCGCCACGUCAUCCGCAUCCAGCGCAUCUACCGAGGGUUUGCGGCCCGGCGACUUGUGCGCGAGAUGCGUGAGCGCCGACGGCUGCACCUGCAGCUCCAGCACGCAUCCGCGCUCAAGCUCCAAGCCGUGUACCGUGGGCAUCGCGGCCGGCUCGCGACGCAUUUUCAAUCGGAGGCGCGUGCGGCCGUGCGCAGCCGCCACGCCAAGGCGGCGACGCGCAUCCAGUCGCUGUAUCGCCAGCGACAAGCGGCGCGGGUCGUUGCGGCACAGAAGGCCGCGCGCCUCGAACUCUUUGUGGCGCAGGCGCGGGCAUGGACGCAGUUCUGGUCCGACGACGCCGGCGCCUUCUUCUUUUACCACAACCGCACCGGCGACGCGAUCUGGGAGCCGCCCGAAGGCGGGUACACCAAGGCCGACGGCCGCGACCUCGUGCUCCAGGACGGCCGCGUCAUUUUAGAUCCGGUGAUCGCGGCGCAGGAAGCCGCGGCGCAAGAGGCGCAAGCGCUCCUCGAACUCGAAUUGCAGCGCGCGGCCGAGGAGGCGGAGCUCAAUGACGCGCUCUGCGUCGAGUGUGACACCGUCGACGCGUCCCGUCGCUGCGCGCAGUGCGAAGACGUGUUUUGCGACGCGUGCUACGACCGGACGCACGGCGGCGGGAAGCGGGCGCUGCACACGUGGACGGCGAUGGGGCCCACGAAAUGCAUCGAGUGCGAGAAGCUCAAGGCGACGCGCUGGUGCGACGCGUGCGGUGACCCGUACUGUCUCGGCUGCUACAACAUCAUCCACGCGAAGGGCAAGAAGGCGGCCCACGCGUGGAUCGACAUGGGCACCUACAAGCGGCAGCAAGCGAACGAGAAGCAGAGCGCGCUCGUCCUCGCCAUGCUACAGCAGCAAGCUGGCGGCAUGGUUGAGGACCCGCAGACGUACAACGAGUACCUCCAGUCGGCCGACUUUGCCUACGUCAACCAAGGCAUCGCCCACGGCGUGAGCAGCGAAAGCGAGCCUUGGGUCGCAGCUGUCGAUGAGACGACCGGCCAAACCUACUACUACAACAGCGUCACGGGGGAGACGCAGUGGGCCACCGAAUAG